AAUUUUUGUGGGUUUUGUGUUUGUUUUGUUUGGUGUAGAGGGAGAAAUGGAGGGAGGCUUCCAUGGAGGCACUACUGAUGGGUCGGCUUUCAGACAAUGCUUUUCUCUGCUCUGGAACAAUCCUUAUGUUCUUCGUCUUGCUUUCUCUGCUGGAAUUGGUGGCCUUCUUUUUGGUUAUGACACUGGAGUGAUUUCUGGAGCACUUCUUUACAUAAGGGAUGAUUUCAAGUCGGUGGACAGAAACACCGUUUUACAGGAAACCAUAGUGAGCAUGGCAAUUGCAGGGUCCAUAAUAGGAGCGGCAAUUGGAGGAUGGAUGAACGACCGAUAUGGAAGGCGAACUGCAAUUCUCAUAGCAGAUUUUCUCUUCUUCAUUGGAGCUGUGGUCAUGGCUGCUUCACCUGGCCCUUCCCUUCUCAUUGUCGGUCGGGUUUUCGUUGGCCUUGGUGUAGGAAUGGCUUCCAUGACCUCCCCUUUGUACAUCUCCGAGGCUUCCCCUGCAAAAAUCCGUGGUGCCCUUGUUAGCACAAAUGGUUUUCUCAUCACUGGUGGCCAGUUUCUAUCCUAUCUCAUCAACCUGGCUUUCACCAAGGCACCGGGGACAUGGCGGUGGAUGCUCGGUGUUGCAGGUGUUCCAGCGCUCGUGCAGUUUCUCUUAAUGUUAUUUCUUCCAGAGUCACCUCGAUGGUUAUACCGCAAGGGAAGGUCAGAAGAAGCUGAAAGGAUACUAAGAAAAAUAUACUCACCAAAUGAGAUAGAGGCAGAGAUUCAAGAUCUCAAGGACUCCGUUGAAGCAGAGAUCAAGGAAAAACAGUCUUCUGAGAAGAUUAGUAUGAUCAAGCUAUUGAAAACCAAAACGGUGAGAAGGGGACUUUAUGCAGGGGUUGGACUCCAGGUUUUCCAGCAAUUCGUGGGCAUAAAUACAGUUAUGUACUACAGUCCUUCUAUAGUUCAGUUGGCUGGCUUUGCAUCUAAUGAGACAGCACUCCUGCUUUCACUGGUCACUGCUGGGCUCAAUGCAUUGGGCUCCAUUGUGAGCAUAUAUUUUAUUGAUAGAACAGGGAGGAAAAAGCUUCUAGUCAUCAGUUUAUUUGGUGUCAUGAUUUCUCUUGGCCUUCUAUCAGGAGUUUUUCAUGAAACAACAUCUCAUUCUCCAUUAGUGAGCACCAAAACCACUCAACUCAACGCCUACACCUGCCCCGACUACAGUUUGGCCCGAAAAACUGCUUCUUGGGACUGUAUGAAAUGUUUGAAAGCCUCAUCUCCAGAUUGUGGUUUCUGUGCCUCAGCAGCUAAUAAGCUAUUUCCCGGCGAAUGUUUGGUUUCAAACGACACAGUGAAGGAUUUGUGCCUCGGUGAAGAUAGACUGUGGUACACUAGGGGAUGUCCUAGCAAAUUUGGAUGGCUUGCACUCAUUGGUCUUGCUCUUUACAUCAUUUUCUUUUCUCCAGGAAUGGGAACUGUGCCAUGGAUUGUUAAUUCAGAGAUUUAUCCAUUAAGGUAUCGUGGAGUCUGUGGAGGAAUAGCAGCCACUGCAAAUUGGGUCUCAAACCUUGUUGUUGCUCAGUCCUUCUUAUCUUUAACACAAUCAAUUGGGCCUUCCUGGACAUUCCUACUAUUCGGAUUGAUUUCAAUAGUAGCACUUAUGUUUGUCCUGAUAUGCGUGCCUGAAACGAAGGGCCUUCCGAUUGAGGAGAUUGAGCAGAUGCUUGAGAACAGGGCUUUGCAUUUGAAGUUCUGGGAGAAAAGGCCAGAUACAUCGGAAAAAGGCCAAGGCGCCUGA
Messenger RNA from Cucurbita pepo subsp. pepo (vegetable marrow), 1783 nucleotides. RefSeq names its product putative inositol transporter 2. Gene Ontology annotation, cellular component: membrane. NCBI's taxonomy places the organism in Eukaryota, Viridiplantae, Streptophyta, Magnoliopsida, Cucurbitales, Cucurbitaceae. The record is from RefSeq and is a predicted model, not a curated record. Gene Ontology annotation, biological process: myo-inositol transport; transmembrane transport. Gene Ontology annotation, molecular function: myo-inositol:proton symporter activity.